UAGUAAAACAGCAGGUGGAUGGGAAAGUAAACCAUGGGUAAUCUAAUCAUUAAUCACACGAAUUGCCCCCCACUUGUAUUAUUACUAAACCCGUGGUUAGCAGAUGCUGAAACAAGCAUCCUCACGCGAUCCGCUUCAUUAGAGUUAUCUCAACAUACACUUUCCAUGUGCAGAGGCAUAUAUCCGAUCUCAAUCAUACAUUGAACAUUGCGCCAACAACAGAAACAGACCACGGGAGGGGCGAAAUGGUAGGCGCCCACUGCAAUUGUUGGGUCUCUGUCCCUUCCUCGCUCUUUGCUUCUCUCCCCAUCUUCUUAUAACUAACCUUAACACCUCCCCAUCUCUUGUGUAUCCCUUACUCGCAAGCCAUAGCUUUGGAUUCAUACGCAUACAUGCAUACGUAUAUCUGAUCUCAGUUCAUAUAAACAAACAACUCAUCAAUCCAGUUCAGUCGCCUUUCUUCUCUUUCGUUCGUCCUCUCUUUUGGGCCCUGACAUAAUCCCCGCUCUGAUAUCAUGUCUCUGACUUCUGCAAAACCCCCUGUUCAAUUCUUUAAGCCUGUGAAUGUGAGCACAACGAGUGGAAAAUCACAUCCAAAUGUCUUCAAAGUGACGGCUGCUGCUCCUUGUGUCGAUCCGGCUUCUUCGGCUGGGAUGGCACGGAAGAACACGGGGACCACGCUAUAUGAGGUCCUGAACGUCAUGAGCACAGCCUCCCAGUCGGAGAUUAAGGCCGCCUAUCGUAGGCUUGCAAAGCUUUACCACCCUGAUUCUGCCUCUUUGGAAUCUGAUGGGGGUCGGGACUUCAUCGUAAUCCAUGAAGCCUACGCUACAUUAUCUGACCCUGCUUCCAGGGCUCGGUACGAUCUGUCAAUUGUUGCGGCAGGAGCAACUCAUUUCGGGUACUCAGCAUCAGGAGCAGCAACCUCAGAGCUCCGGUUCAGCAGGAGAUGGGAAACAGAUCAGUGCUGGUAGUGAAGAGAUGUGCCUGAAUAACCAGAGAGGUCAUUCAGUCCCUGGUACGCUGCGUACAAAAGGAUGGUAAGGACACUUACCAACAUGCAAACCCGCAUGAGAGCAUGGAGUCGCAUUUCCUUUCUAUUCCCUCACGUGCCAUAUGGAUCUUUCGGACUUGUUCAGUGAACCAUCCAUUCCCAA
This is a messenger RNA of Punica granatum (pomegranate), 1157 nucleotides long. The record is from RefSeq and is a predicted model, not a curated record. Lineage: Eukaryota; Viridiplantae; Streptophyta; Magnoliopsida; Myrtales; Lythraceae.